UCUGCCUAGCAAGUGUGAGGCCCUGAGUUCAAAUCCCAGAACCGCAAAAAAAUGUUUUUCUUGAUCUGUAUCAUUCACUUUGACAUGGAUGUGAACCACAAGAUGAAGCAAGUGAGAGAAACAGCAGACAUUUCCCAAGAGUCUUGGAAAGAAAAGCUUCCUCUGCUAUCCUAAGGGUUCAGAAUGGCUUAAUCUUCCUGAGCAGUGUUCCCAGGAUUCCUGCAUCUCAUCAUCAGAGAUCAAGGCAGUUAUUCCUUGUCGAUGAUUUAGAAAUUUCUUUCAGAGACGGAAUCUUGCUAUAUUACCCAGGUUGAACCUGAACUCCUGGGCUCAAGAGGUCCUCCUACCUCACCCUCCUGAACAUGGUUUUUUGAACUCUGUAACUGCUGAGUCAAAACCACAACAAAGAGGUCCAGGCACAGUGGCUCACUCCUGUAACCCUAGCUACUCGGGAGGCAAAGAUCAGGAUGAUCACUGUUCGAGGCCAGUCAGGGCAAAAAGUUAGUGAGACCUCAUCUCAGUAAGUUGGGCAUGGUAAGGUGUGUCUGUUAUCCUAGCAAUGCAGGCAGCAUAAACAGGAGGGUCUCUGUUCGCAUGGCCUAGGUAAAAAUGCAAAACCCUAUCCUAAAUAUAAAUAAAGCCAAAAGGCCUGGGCUGAGGUGUGGCUCAAGUGGUAGAGCACCUGCCUCGCAAGUGCAAGGCCCUGAGUUCAAACCCCAGUUUUACAAACAAAAGCAAAAAAGCAACAGUGAGAUUGUGGACCAAGGUGUUAACCAGCAAAGACAACCCAGCUGAGGACACAACCAGCCUCAGAACACUCCCCAGCAAUGACUGUCAGAUUACAGGGAUUGAUUUCUUCAUCCCCUAAGAAGGCAGAAGUCCGAUUGCUAGAACAUUCCUGUUAUCCUUGCCAUUGGUGGGGGGGCGGGCUGUGGGGGGAGCGGAAACCAUCCUCCAGGGAUGGAGGUACAGCAAGGCCUCUGGUGGACAGGAAAAGGGAAGGGCACUUUCAUGCCAUCCUGAUGAACCCAGUUAUUGGCAGGCACCCCAACCCCUGGCUGCAGAGGAUACCAGGCAGAGGUAACAGUUGGAGAGCUGACUGACAGGGGCUGCGAGGGGGUCCACAUACAUGCACACCAAGCAUGCAGGCUAAUGCCCCCACAAUGACACGUUCCCUCUCUCACAGCCUGGUGCAGCACCCUGACAGUUUCCAACACUGUCAUACACCGUCACAACAAGGCCUGAUCUAUCUGCCCAGGACCCCAGAAUUGGCUGCACUGCAGCCUAGCAGCUGCAGGCCCGCCAGCCCUCCCUCUCCUUCAGGGCUGGGUUUUUCCAGCCUGAGUCUCACUCCCUCUACUGCAAUCUCUGGAAACUGGAGUCUGACGCGGCUGCUCCUGCCAUUAUUUAUUUAUUUCCUCUUUUCUUCCCGCCGAGACAGACCCUCCUGACAGGAGAGCUGCAGUCUGGGGACAGAGACAGAAGGAGGCUGCAGGGAGACCCAGGAGCAGAGGACACGGGGAGGCCCCCUUAGAAGCUCCCAUCCACUCAUCCCAGAGGCCAUGAGUUCCCAGCAGGAGGCCAGGAGAGAUGAGGGAGACACCAGGAAGAGGGGACAGGAGGCAGAGCUUCGGGACCAAGCCCACCUGAGCCGGCAGCGCCAUAUCAAACAGGCCACCCAGUUUCUGCACAAGGACUCAGCUGACCUGCUCCCCCUGGACAGCCUCAAGAGGCUUGGCACUUCCAAAGACCUGCAGCCGCACAGCGUGAUCCAAAGACGCCUGGUGGAAGGGAACCAGAGUUGGCUUCAGGGGGAGUCUCCACUUGUGCAGGAGGUGAUCUGUGGCCAGGACAGCAAGAGGAAAAGCAGGGGGACAGAGGUUCCAGCUCUUCUAGUCAACUGCAAGGUGAGAGGCUUCCCAGGGCAUGGCCUGAGCCUGUUCUCCUUUCAGCCCCGGCCGGCAAGGGAGGGAGGGAGAAAAGGCGCUCUUAGCCUAAACCUAAAAAUAGGAACCCUGCACUUUCUUCUCUGCCUCAACUCAUCUUCUCUCUGUGCAGUUCCAUCUGCCAGCACCAUUACACUAUGGUCUCCUCCCCGUAUCAAAGCACACUUAAAUGUGAACAAGGAAGCACCCUUCAUUCCCAAAGAUGUGUGCAUGCAUGGUAAACGCAACUCUCUUUGCAAAACCAAAAGCUCAGGUUCCAAGAUGAAGGACUCCUUGUCUCUUGAGCCACUGCAUGGCCCACUCACCAUUGGCCCCUUACGGUUAAUGCCCAUCGCUCCUGUGCCUAGAGGGCUAUCUGCCUGCUCUCCACGCACCUGAUGUCCACUUUCUACAAUCUUUAAAGGCCCAGCUCAGAUGUCACCUGUCCUUGAAAGCUUUUCUCCAUUCUCUAGUAGGGAACAGCUUUUUCUUCCUCUCAGCCUCUUAGGAACUUGACUUAGAAUUCUUUCAUGGACCU
Messenger RNA from Castor canadensis (American beaver), 2463 nucleotides. The record is from RefSeq and is a predicted model, not a curated record. NCBI's taxonomy places the organism in Eukaryota, Metazoa, Chordata, Mammalia, Rodentia, Castoridae.